This is a messenger RNA of Diplodia corticola, 1680 nucleotides long. Its product is annotated as cytochrome p450 protein. Lineage: Eukaryota; Fungi; Ascomycota; Dothideomycetes; Botryosphaeriales; Botryosphaeriaceae. Bases 1 to 1680 code for a protein of 559 amino acids. The record is from RefSeq and is a predicted model, not a curated record. The transcript has 2 exons.
AUGGAGUCCUUUUGCGGGAUCAACGAUGCUGGCCGCUACGAAGUCUACACCGGCUUCUGGACGGACUGGACCAACGGCCCUGUAUUCGGCGCAACCAUCACUCUGAGCAAGCGGGAGGCAUCUGUUCUCAUUGCUUUCACGGCGCUAUUUGUCAGCGUUGUGGGCACCAGUUUCUGGAGGAUCUGCUGCUUUGCACUCCAUCAAUACCACUCGAAGGCUGUGGCGCAAGAUGCCCUCUAUCAUCAACGGCAGGCCAUCUUCCGAAAUGCUGCCAACGGCUCAAGCGGCCUCUGGGCGUUGCUCAGGAUCUGGUGGGAGUGGCGUAAGACUGCCGUUGAUCGACCCUCCCUGCGACUGCUCCCCGCCGUGGGUUUUGCUGCGUGUUGCGUCAGCAUCUUCGCCGUGGCCGGCAUGCUCUCCUCAAAAACACUUCGUGCGGCGAACGGUGUGCUGGUCCGCAGUCCGGGAUGCGGGAUCCUGGAUGUUGACAACAACCCCAAUCUGGAGGAUGCCCUGUCCGACUUCUACCCUUGGGUCGCCCAGGCGAUCGGUUCCUGGGCGACAUAUGCGCAAGACUGCUACCUGAACUUUUCCGACCUGGGAUCCUGCAACGCGUUCAUGCAGCCGCGACUCCCAAGCCGAAUCGAACGCAACGCGAGUUGCCCCUUCGAGGACGGCAUCUGUGAGAACGAAUACGGAAACAUCGAAUUUGAUAGUUACCUCGACAGCCAUUUCGACCUUGGCCUGAACGCGCCACCUCAUGAACGUGUCUUCUUCCGGCGUGUGACCACCUGUGACCCGAUCAGAACAGAAGGUCACCGGACCAUGUACCGUUCUCCCGAGACCGGGAUGAACUACUCGCGCUACCACUAUGGACCGACGACAGGAGGGUACUCUGCUUACGAGUAUACCUAUGAGCAUCCGGAAAUCGAUUGGCGCUCAGCUCCGGGUGAGUGGGAGACGGGUUCUGUGAGCGGCGAUAGGUAUACUGUCCAUAUAAGGCGCGCCGUUCUGUCUAAUGGAUCAUACACGGGUCUCUCGGGAUACGACCCCAUACCAGCCCUGAGGCAACAAGAUGCAGACGUCCAUGUAUUUUUCCUCUCGGCCAACAGCAUCCUCUACACAGAAAAGGUCAGUGACGCAUGGUAUGCUGCUACGACAAAGAGCACCGCCAUUACAUCUACCGAACACGGUCGCACUAUUGGACGGAUCCCGACAUACAAGGCAGACCGGUCGGUUUCCGUGCUCGGCUGUUCGAUAAGAGAGCAGUAUUGCAACCCAAACCUGCCUGCCGAUGAAGGGUGUUCCCCCUUUGGCGGCACGCAUGAAUCUCGUUCCUUGGCAGAUGACCUGCAGUGGAAGGACGGUAAGCAACGCGCAGCGUUUGACUGGCUCAGCGCCAUCAUACAGUCCUACAGCAUCACGGUCGAAGCCAUACCCGGCGACCUGAGGGAAGGCGCUCUCCUCGCAACGUACAAAGCCCAGGCUGCAAUCUCAGGAGGCCUCCCGAGCAAUCAGUGGCAGCUGGAAGCAGAAAACUGGCAUGCUGCUACUCUAGUGGCCCUGCAGGCAAGCGUCACGAAAGUCGCAAAGGGGACCACGGAUGACAAGUUGAAGCCCUUUCUGCGGCUGCCGAACAACAAAGAAGAACGGAAUCUUUGCAACAGCCAGGUAACAUAA